Ipomoea nil (Japanese morning glory) is the source of this 471-nucleotide messenger RNA. RefSeq lists its product as uncharacterized. The coding region runs from base 1 to 471 and encodes 156 amino acids. NCBI's taxonomy places the organism in Eukaryota, Viridiplantae, Streptophyta, Magnoliopsida, Solanales, Convolvulaceae. The transcript has a single exon. The record is from RefSeq and is a predicted model, not a curated record.
AUGGCGGCUGCUCACCGCGUUUUGAGAUACAUCAAAGGCUCCCCAGGUCGAGGACUAUUCUAUCCGGCAAACACCAUACUUAAGCUAAAAUCUUUUUUAGGUUUGGAUUGGGGAACUUGUACUGAGACACGCAAAUCAGUCAUGGGAUUCUGCAUUUUCUUAGGUUCAUCUUUAAUAUCGUGGCGUUCAAAGAAGCAAGCCACCGUCUCCAAAUCCUCAUCCGAGGCCAAAUAUCGAGCCUUAGCCAUGACUGCAUUUGAAUUACAAUGGCUGAAUAUGCUCCUCCAAGACUUGCAUGUCACCACAACCGAUCCCGCUGUUGUAUUCUGUGAUAGCAAGUCUGCCAUAGCAAUAGCUGAGAACCAUGUCUUCCACGAGAGAACGAAGCAUAUCGAGAUUGAUUGUCAUGUUGUGAGAGAAAGAGUUGCCAGAGGUUUGAUCAAACUAUUGUCUGUUUCCACUCUCAACUAG